AUGGCUCCAAGGUUGAAAAUCGCAACUUUGUUAUUAUCUAACAACAAUAUUCAUGCAGGCAACCAGAUGGUUUUUCUGCUCCUGAAUCUGAUAGAGGCCAUCGGGAUCGUACUCACCCUUCAAGCCUUUCUUGCGGUUCCCAGCAGUACAAACAAUGAAAGGAUGCAUAGGCUUGGGUGGAUCACAGAGGGAGAGAUCAACCUGCUUGGUGGAUCACAGAGGAAGGCUAGGGAAGAGUCUACCAGCACUACAAAUGAGUGGAUUCUGAUGGUUGCUCUUGACCAUGACAAUGCCUCUGGUGUGAUCAAGUCCCAUGACUGUUUGUCGUUAUUUACUAGAAAAGGUGGUACUGCACAUAUAGGGCUAAAAAAGGGUAACAUGGGCAACGCAUGGGGUGGGUUGGAGGUCUGGCAACCGGGUGUCGAUGCAGUGGAAGAUGGAGAGGAGCUCCAAUUUGAUCGUGAGGCUUACAAUUAUAUCCGAGGGUUCGGCAUUGGCUGGUCUUGCUUGAGUUUUGAUGUUGUGCGCGAUCAACUUGGACUUGUCCGAUCAGAGUUCCCACACACAUUCUAUGGUGUUGCAGGAACGCAGCUUAAGCUGGACAGGCUGAGAAGGCUUCAGAGAACACAUUCUCUUGAAGGUGAUCAGGCAGAGAUCGAUAUCUCAUCUCACUGCACCAGAGGUAGAGGUAGAGCUAGAGCUAGAAGAAGCACAGCAAUGGAGGCGGUGAAGAAGAAGAUGCUGGCCACGCUGGUGGGGUGCAACUACGCCAGCACGGAGAACGAGCUGCAGGGCUGCAUCAACGACGUCCACGCCAUGCGCGCCGUCCUCCUCGACCCCUUCGGCGGCGCGCCAGGCGACGUCACCGUGCUCACCGACGACCACGAGAGCGGCACCGGCGUGCUCCCGACAGGCUCACAGGCGGCAACCGCCCACGGCACGCUUAUCCCGCCCAUCAGCGGCCAUGGCGGCCGCGACGACGAGGCCAUCGUGCCCUGCGACUUCAACCUCAUCACAGACGUGGACUUCCGGGAGCUGGUGGACCGCGUGCCGCGGGGCGCCACCUUCACCAUGGUGUCCGAGUCGUGCUACAGCGGCGGCCUCAUCGACCAGGAGGAGCAGAUCGGCCCCGACGCCGCCGCUGACCCCGACCUCCACGCCCACGCCGUCCACGCCGGCCGUUUCCUCCCGUACGCCGUGGUGCUCGGCCACCUCCUGUCGGGCGUGGGCGCGUCGCACCACGUCGCCGACCACCUCGUGGCGCUAUUCGGCGACGACGCCAGCUCCAAGUUCCGCUUCCACCGCCACGACCACCACGGCGGCAACAGCAGCGGCGCCGCGCACGCCGACGAAGCCGGGAUCCUGCUGAGCAGGUGCCAGAAGGACGAGCUAUCGGUGGACGUGCCAGGGGACGGCAGCAAGCAGGCGCACGGGGCGUUCAGCGGAGCGCUGCAGGUCGUACUGGCGGCGCACCCGGCGCCGAUGAGCAACCGGGAGCUGGUGCUCGAUCGGCGGCAGAGAGGUGCUCGGCAAGCGCAGGGGUUCGAGCAGCACCCCUGCCUCUACUGCAGCGACGCUAAUGUCGACGUGUCGUUCCUGGGGCAGCAGGAGACCAAGGCCAAGAGCAACUGA
This is a messenger RNA of Miscanthus lutarioriparius, 1632 nucleotides long. NCBI's taxonomy places the organism in Eukaryota, Viridiplantae, Streptophyta, Magnoliopsida, Poales, Poaceae. The record is from the annotation of a GenBank genome assembly.